This is a messenger RNA of Sturnus vulgaris (Common starling), 1083 nucleotides long. Lineage: Eukaryota; Metazoa; Chordata; Aves; Passeriformes; Sturnidae. The record is from RefSeq and is a predicted model, not a curated record.
AUGUCGCGCUGUGUGGCGGUGCGGGUGCUGCGGCUGGGCGCGGUGCCGUACGCGGAGGCGCUGCGGGUGCAGGAGCGCUGCGUGGCGGCGGCGCGGGCGGCGCUGCCGGCCGAGACCGUGGUGCUGAGCGAGCCGGCUCAGCCCGUGUACACCUGGGGGCUGCGCGGCGCUCCGGGCGCGGCGGCGGCCGCGGCGCUGCGGGCGCGGGGCGCGGCGCUGGUGGCGGCGCGGCGCGGAGGCCACAUCACCUUCCACGGCCCCGGGCAGCUGCUCGCCUUCCCCGUGCUCGACCUGCGCCGCCGCCGCCUCCCGCUCCGCGCCUACGUGGCCGGGCUGGAGGCGCUGGUGGUGCGGCUGUGCCGCCGGCUCGGGCUGGGCACGGCCCGCGCCCUCCCGCCGCCCUUCACCGGGGUCUGGAUGGGCGACAGCAAACUCUGUGCCAUCGGUGUGCACUGCAGGAACCACAUCACGUCGCACGGGCUGGCGCUGAACUGCUGCACUGACCUCACCUGGUUCGAGCACAUCGUCCCCUGCGGGCUGGAGGGGAAGGGGGUCACCUCUCUGAGCCACGAGCUGGGCCAGCACGUCGCCGUCAGCCACGUCCUCGAGCCCUUCCUCGACUCCUUCCAGGAGGUGUUUGACUGCACUUUGGUCUCUUCAGAAGACCCCGGGGAUUAGGAUUGCUGUGGUGCCUUGGCCGGGUGUUUUGGCGAAGCCACGGCGUCAGGGCAGCGCUGGGGGCUCUGUGGUGAGCCGAGUUCUCGUGCCUUUGCCUGUAGACUGUGAGUGGACAGUGGCACAGGGCUUCAGGCUGCUGCUUAAACGUCCAAACCUCCACUGGGGCUGUUCUCUCCAGCCUCGUGAGUCUCCAUCCCUCGGCUGAGACCUCCAUGGGUACCACAUGCUCAUGCCACUUGCUGGGGAAGUAAUCAAACAGGUGCUUUUGUGGGUUUUUUUCCUGCUUUUUGCCCCACAAAAAUUAAUCGUCUCUGUGAAUGCUGAUGAAUUCAUGUGGGUCAAGCAUCCUUCCCUUGCUGAAGGGUAAAAAAGGCAGAUUUUAUAUAUAAAGAGAGUUGCUGGGAA